ACCCAUUUAACCUCCAGUCCAAGCGAGGAGACCUUGCUGUCUACACUCCACGCCAUUCGCUCUCUCGCUUUUGCUCAAGCGAGUGCUUCUAUAAAAGAAAACUGAGCUCCUUUCAAGUCGGUUAUAAACCAGCCAUGGCGGUCGGUUUAUCCGCCACCAUAGUCGCCAAACCAUCCCGUUUCUUCCACACCCCUCAUCUUUUCACAAAAACCACACCUCUUCUUGCUCCACCUGGUUACCGCAACUUUUCUAAGGGGCCUAGAAGAACAACUUCUACUUUCACGGUUUGUUUUGUUCUAGAGGAGAAAAAACAAACUACCCAGAUCGAGAAUUUCAGGGAAGCGAAUGAGAUCACCUCUAACGAUAUGGAUAUUCAGAUCUCAGCUACUCGCGUGGCUGAGAAGUUGGCGAGGAAGAAAUCCGAGAGGUUUACUUAUCUUAUUGCUGCUGUCAUGUCUAGUUUAGGAAUUACUUCCAUGGCUGUCAUGGCUGUUUAUUACCGGUUUUCUUGGCAAAUGGAGGGUGGAGAGGUUCCAUUUUCUGAAAUGUUUGGCACAUUUGCUCUCUCUGUUGGUGCUGCUGUGGGUAUGGAAUUUUGGGCAAGAUGGGCUCAUGAAGCUCUAUGGCAUGCUUCUUUGUGGCAUAUGCACGAGUCUCACCAUAAACCAAGAGAAGGGCCUUUUGAGCUCAACGAUGUGUUUGCAAUUAUAAACGCGGUUCCAGCCAUAGCUCUUCUCGCUUAUGGCUUCUUCCACAAAGGCCUGGUUCCUGGUUUAUGUUUUGGUGCUGGUCUUGGCAUUACAGUUUUUGGUAUGGCCUACAUGUUCGUCCACGACGGUUUGGUUCACAAAAGGUUCCCCGUAGGUCCCAUCGCCAACGUGCCUUAUUUCAGAAGAGUUGCUGCUGCUCACCAGCUCCACCACUCGGAGAAGUUCAACGGUGUCCCAUAUGGCUUGUUCUUAGGACCUAAGGAAAUUGAAGAAGUAGGAGGCCUAGAAGAAUUGGAGAAGGAGAUCAGUAGAAGACUCAAAUCAUACAACAAGGGUUCAAAAUAAUAAAACAAUGAGGACCCAUUUUGGAUCUAUUUUGAUUUUGAUCAGUGUAGAGAAUAACAAUAGAGCAUUAAUGAGAAAUGAUUUUGAGUUUA
Pistacia vera is the source of this 1147-nucleotide messenger RNA. RefSeq names its product beta-carotene hydroxylase 2, chloroplastic-like. The record is from RefSeq and is a predicted model, not a curated record. The transcript has 7 exons. Lineage: Eukaryota; Viridiplantae; Streptophyta; Magnoliopsida; Sapindales; Anacardiaceae. Gene Ontology annotation, cellular component: chloroplast. Gene Ontology annotation, biological process: xanthophyll biosynthetic process; carotene metabolic process. Bases 135 to 1055 code for a protein of 306 amino acids. Gene Ontology annotation, molecular function: iron ion binding; beta-carotene 3-hydroxylase activity.